This is a messenger RNA of Panicum virgatum (switchgrass), 1507 nucleotides long. RefSeq names its product formin-like protein 18. NCBI's taxonomy places the organism in Eukaryota, Viridiplantae, Streptophyta, Magnoliopsida, Poales, Poaceae. The transcript has 2 exons. The record is from RefSeq and is a predicted model, not a curated record. Bases 143 to 1384 code for a protein of 413 amino acids.
UGGACUCCAAAAAAUUCGAAAAAAUUCCAAAAAAUCACAAAUUUCGUCCCCAACUCAUCUAUAAAUAGAGAGGGCUGGUUGGAGCUCAUUCCACACCUCUCACUCCCCAUUUCACCCACUUCCUCUCUCAAAUUCUUCCACCAUGGCAAACUGGAGUCCAAAUAUGCAGUCAUACUUCGACCUGCUCAACGCCGACCCCGAGCGUUCGACUACCCAUACGCCGGGUACCAAUGCUUCCGAGGAGGAGUUCGACUACUCGCCGCUCCAUCGCCGCUCGGAGACUGCUCCACCCUCGCAACCCCGAGCGCUGUUUCCUCCAGCUCCCGGGGCUUUCAUAGGUGCUCCUCCGCCGUAUCCGUACCCAUCGUAUCCCUACCCACCGUACCCGUAUCCUCCAGCUCCCGCCACUUCCAGAGUCGCUCCCCCACCGUAUCCAUAUCCUGCUCCCACGACCGAUGCUCCUCCGCCAUAUCCCUACCCUCCAUAUCCGUACCCUCCAUAUCCCUACCCUCCGCCUCCCACAUUCACGACAUCUGCUCCUCACGGUCAUGCUGGAGGUGCUGCCUCCGCUGGCUCGGAGAAUGAAGGCGGGGGUACGACCGCACCAUGUCGUCCAGCCAUUCCCAAAAAGAGGAAUGAGUGGACGCCCGCAGACGAGGAGAAACUGGUUAAUGCUUGGUUGAUGCACUCGGUCGAUUGCGUGGACGGAAACAGCAAGAGCGGCCCAACCUUUUGGGGCCAAAUAAGCGACACCUACAACGCCACCACUGACCCACUCCGACACCGCACCGCCAAGCAACUGAAGGAUCAUUGGUCCAUGUACAAUGCACGGGUCUCCUUGUUCAAUGCAAUAUACAACCAAGAAGUGUCGAAGCGGCAAAGUGGAGCCGACGACGACAUGGUGAUGGACGAAGCCAAAGCAAGGUAUGCACGAAGGGCUGGCCAUGAGUUUAAGCUUUUUCAUUGGUGGGAAGCUGUCCGUCACCAGCCGAAAUGGUCAGUGAAGCAUGGUGGUGGGCCGAAUAUAGACGUGUCGAAGAGAUCACGUCUCGGAACUUCCGGUGAGUAUAGCUCCGGCUCUCGGGAGACCGACGAGGAGGUGAACCGUCCCCCGGGUCGUGAUAGAUCGAAGGCGGCUGCGCGGAAGGGUAAGGGGAAGGUAGGCUCAAGCAGCCAUACUUCUACUGAUUCCGCAGAGAUGGGCGAAAAGUUGGAAGAUCUUUGCAAGAUCACCCACGAGUACGCUCAAGCAAAACUGUGGAAGCAGUGGAACAUACUCAGUUCACGCUCGACGGACGGUAUGACGGAUGCUCAGAAGAAGGUUCAUGACCGAGCGUUAAAACGUCUGCAACAACAGCUUCACCUCAACGACGACGACGAGUAGAUUUAUGUAAUUUUUAUAUUUUUAUGUAAUUUUCUUUAUUUUAAAUUGUCGUGUAAUUUUUAUUUCGAAUUUUUAUGUAAUUUCUAAAUUUUUAAAUUUAAUAAAGUAGUUUUGUUGUGUCAA